AUGUAUUGUCUGUCCGCGUGUCUCCUGGACCCUGGUAUAAGUGAUAAGAGAGAUCCUCGAUGGGUGGGCGCAUGGUGGAUUGGGUUUGUCAUCCUGGGCACUUUAAUAUUUACCUUCAGUUUGCCCUUGUUUUUAUUUCCGGCUGAAUUCAAAACAGGACUUGUAUUUAGUAAUAAAAAAGACGGUGAAAAAUCACCACAAGUUGUGGUUAAAAAGCGCAACAAAGACCAAGAAUUGAGUCCGUUACUGCGUUUGGUGAAAAAUCCGAUCUACAUGUGUUAUGUUUUUGGUACCACUUUCCGCGUAUUUGGUGUUAUGGGUUAUUAUACAUUCAAACCCAAGUUUCUUGAAUCCCAGUACAAAAAGUCCGCCUCCACUGCAAACCUAUUUUCAGGUAUUGUGGGCACAGUCCCGGCUGCAAUUGGUCUACUUCUUGGUGGUGCAUAUUUAACAUACGUACAGCCGGGUCCACUCCAACUGACCUCGUUUAUUACGGUUGUUGAACUCUUAGGCACAAUGAGCUACGUGUCGGCCCUAUUCUUGGGCUGUCCGCAGACAACUUACGCCGCCCUUCCAGUCAAUAAUGCCAAUACCUAUGGCGCAGACUUAAUGUGUAAUACAAAUUGUUCAUGCCCGCAAAAGUUUCAGCCCAUCUGUGGUCCCGACAAUUACACCAACUAUUUCUCGGCCUGUUUUGCCGGUUGUAGUCCACAGUCUCUCAUAUCAAUGAACGGCACAAAACAAUACUCGGACUGCAGUUGCAUUGACAGCCCGGGAGUGGCCACCGAAGGCUUUUGCGAACCCAAUUGUGGCAACAAUUUUGAAAUUCUCAUACUAUUGGGAGCCAUCGCUGGUAUAAUAGGAAGGCCAGCAAUGGCUGCAUUCAUACCAUACCCUCUGGUGUACGGUUGGGUCACAAACACGGCGUGUGAGGUCUGGGAGUCAAAGUGUGGUAAAACCGGUAAUUGUCUGGUCUAUGAUUCGGACAAAUUCCGGAACCGACUCCACGGCCUGACACUAACCCUCUAUUAUAUCGGUUCAGUGUUUGAUAUAAUAGUGGUUUUGCUGUCGAAGAGAAUCAAGAAUUUAUACGAAGACGAAGAAGAAGAGGAUCAAGAAUCUGAUGAUAAUAUUAACAAUAAAUAG
Messenger RNA from Medioppia subpectinata, 1146 nucleotides. Lineage: Eukaryota; Metazoa; Arthropoda; Arachnida; Sarcoptiformes; Oppiidae. The record is from the annotation of a GenBank genome assembly.